Racocetra persica is the source of this 272-nucleotide messenger RNA. The record is from the annotation of a GenBank genome assembly. Lineage: Eukaryota; Fungi; Glomeromycota; Glomeromycetes; Diversisporales; Gigasporaceae.
CUUCUAAUCUUUCUACAAAUAUUUUACAAAAUCCGUUUGUUAGACAGCGGGUUUUACCGACUAAUCUAAAUUCGAACGAUUUUGACCAGUAUGUCAAAUUAAUUAUUCCAGUCAAUGGAAACUCAAGAAAGAAUCCUAAAAAAAUAAUGGGAUAUCAUUUAUUCAAAGUGAAUGUGGAGAAAGAAGGAAGGCAGUUGGGAGAAGAACAUCCCCGUGUGUUAGAAAUGGCCGCAGUAAUGAUAUGGAAAAAAUGUGAUUAUAAUGAAAAGAGA